Cucurbitaria berberidis CBS 394.84 is the source of this 1038-nucleotide messenger RNA. Its product is annotated as SEC14 cytosolic factor. The record is from RefSeq and is a predicted model, not a curated record. Bases 1 to 1038 code for a protein of 345 amino acids. The transcript is spliced from 4 exons. Lineage: Eukaryota; Fungi; Ascomycota; Dothideomycetes; Pleosporales; Cucurbitariaceae.
AUGGCAGCCCCCCAAGAGCUGCAGCGUGACGCCAAAUACGACGACUACGAUUAUCCUACGGUUGCUCCCACCGCCCAGAACGGACAUCCCGGCCACACGACGCCCGAGCAAGAUGCCCAGGUCUUUCAGCUGCGGAGUUCGCUUGAGCAGGCUGGCUUUACCAAGAACCUCGACACCCUGACGCUGCUACGAUUCCUCCGCGCUCGCAAGUUCAAUGUCGAACUCUCCAAGAAGAUGUUCAUCGACAGCGAAAAGUGGCGGGCAGAGUACGCUGGUGUUGGCGUCGAGGAGCUGGUGCGCACCUUUGACUACAAGGAGCGGCCCCAGGUAUUUGAAUACUACCCGCAGUAUUACCACAAGACGGACAAAGAUGGCCGCCCAGUCUACAUCGAGCAGCUCGGCAAAGUCGACCUCACCGCGCUCGGCAAAAUCACCUCCCAAGAACGCAUGAUCCAGAACCUCGUCUGCGAAUACGAGAAGAUGUCCGACCCACGUCUGCCUGCCUGCUCUCGCAAAUCCGGCUACCUCCUCGAGACAUCAUGCACCAUCAUGGACUUGAAGGGCGUCGGGAUUGCCAAGGCAACCUCCGUCUACGGCUACCUGCAAUCCGUGUCUGCAAUCAGCCAGAACUAUUACCCCGAACGCCUGGGCAAGAUGUACAUUAUCAAUGCACCCUGGGGCUUCUCUGGCGUCUUCAGCGUCGUCAAGAAGUUCCUUGAUCCCGUUACAAGUGCCAAAAUCCACGUCCUGGGCAGCGGAUAUGAGAAGGAGUUGCUGGCUCAAGUCCCCGCAGAGAAUCUGCCCAAGGAGUUCGGUGGAAAGUGCCAGUGUGAGAAGACGUGCCAACUGAGCGAUGCUGGGCCAUGGUGGGAUCCGCAGUGGGCGAAGGAACCCAAGUGGGCCAAGAAGAGCGGUGGCGAUGCCAUCGAUAACACCCAACUACCCCCUCCAACGCAUGAAGGCGGUGUGCCAGCUGCGCCUGUGGGCACUGAUCCUGCUGUCGCCGCCCCGGGUGCCGUCCCGCAGCCGCAGGUCUAG